AUGAGUACCUCUAAAGAUGCCAAAGUGUCCAUGUUCCAGCUUGAUGAAACAAACUGGACAGACUGGUUCACACGCAUGCGUGGUUACCUGAUGAUGAAAUGUCUCUGGCAGUACAUUGAUAUGCUGACAUACAAGCUGUCACCCCAGAUGAAGUUUAACAUCGCCACUGCCCUUGCUGUGACUGAUGUGGAUCCUCCUGAGACCACUAUCACUCCAGUUGACAUCAACACCCAGGAAUCAUGGGAUGAAGAUGAUCAGCAGGAACUAGGCAUCAUUCUGGUAUGGAUGCAGCAAAAACUGCACUCAGAUAUAUGUAGAUGA
Messenger RNA from Laetiporus sulphureus 93-53, 321 nucleotides. RefSeq lists its product as uncharacterized. The transcript has a single exon. The record is from RefSeq and is a predicted model, not a curated record. NCBI's taxonomy places the organism in Eukaryota, Fungi, Basidiomycota, Agaricomycetes, Polyporales, Laetiporaceae. The coding region runs from base 1 to 321 and encodes 106 amino acids.